This is a messenger RNA of Marmota monax (woodchuck), 874 nucleotides long. It is a transcript of the gene Etfb, whose product is annotated as electron transfer flavoprotein subunit beta. Gene Ontology annotation, cellular component: cytosol. Gene Ontology annotation, molecular function: electron transfer activity. The transcript has 6 exons. The coding region runs from base 66 to 833 and encodes 255 amino acids. Lineage: Eukaryota; Metazoa; Chordata; Mammalia; Rodentia; Sciuridae. The record is from RefSeq and is a predicted model, not a curated record.
GUGGGGGAGGUGGCGGACGCAGGGGCCGGGUGCUGGCUGACCCAGCAAGUGGCUGCGGCGGGAAGAUGGCGGAGCUGCGCGCACUUGUGGCUGUCAAGAGGGUCAUCGACUUCGCCGUGAAGAUUCGGGUGAAGCCGGACAAGUCGGGCGUGGUCACUGAUGGUGUGAAGCACUCCAUGAACCCCUUCUGUGAGAUUGCUGUGGAAGAGGCCGUAAGGCUCAAGGAGAAGAAGCUGGUGAAGGAGGUCAUUGCUGUCAGCUGUGGCCCCACACAGUGCCAGGAGACCAUCCGCACUGCCCUGGCCAUGGGAGCAGACCGAGGCAUCCAUGUGGAGGUGCCAGCUGUGGAGGCGGAGCGCCUGGGUCCCCUGCAGGUGGCUCGGGUCCUGGCCAAGCUGGCCGAGAAGGAGAAGGUGAACCUGGUGCUGCUGGGCAAGCAGGCCAUCGAUGAUGACUGUAACCAGACAGGGCAGAUAACAGCUGGACUUCUGGACUGGCCGCAGGGCACAUUUGCCUCCCAAGUGACGCUGGAGGGGGACAAGUUGAAAGUGGAGAGGGAGAUUGACGGGGGCCUGGAGACCCUACGCCUGAAGCUGCCAGCUGUGGUGACUGCUGACCUACGGCUCAACGAGCCCCGCUACGCCACGUUGCCCAACAUCAUGAAAGCCAAGAAGAAGAAGAUCGAAGUGAUCAAGGCCGGGGACUUGGGCGUGGACCUGACUUCCAAGAUCUCUGUGGUCAGCGUGGAGGACCCACCUCAGCGUACAGCCGGUGUCAAGGUGGAGACCACCGAGGACUUGGUGGCCAAGCUGAGGGAGGUGGGGCGGAUUUGAUCCCUCCCUGAAACUCAGCAAUAAAACUAUGACCCUCUUAA